UGCAGGUGGGAAUGUGAUUGCUGACGUGGCUCUGGAUUUCUGGAGAGAAGGAAAAGAUAGGAAAGAAAUCAGGAUGAACAGCAAGGAGCUGGAGUUCAAGAUCUCUAAAAACAUCAAAAACGAGAAAAGUGGAUUUUUACACUCUAGACUAAUAAAGCAUCAUCUGGUCGAUCACUAUAUUCCUUUCCUUCCUCUGGAGCUGAUGCACGUGCGUCAGUGUGUCUUGGCUGAGAUGCUACGUCUGAACAUGACUCAAGACGUGGACCUGGCAGAUAAAGUGGCCAGAGACAUGCCUUACUACCCCGAAGAAGAGAGAAUAUUUGCUGUUAAAGGCUGCAAGUCUGUCAGACAGAAGCUGUUCCUCUAUAACGAUGACUGAACAACUAUAGCAGUACUUGCGGUUCACUAUUUUACUGUCUGUUUGCGGCU
Messenger RNA from Puntigrus tetrazona (Sumatra barb), 429 nucleotides. Its product is annotated as torsin-1A-like. The coding region runs from base 74 to 379 and encodes 101 amino acids. Gene Ontology annotation, cellular component: endoplasmic reticulum lumen; nuclear envelope. The transcript is spliced from 2 exons. Gene Ontology annotation, biological process: protein localization to nucleus; nuclear membrane organization. Gene Ontology annotation, molecular function: ATP hydrolysis activity; kinesin binding; ATP binding. The record is from RefSeq and is a predicted model, not a curated record. NCBI's taxonomy places the organism in Eukaryota, Metazoa, Chordata, Actinopteri, Cypriniformes, Cyprinidae.